Messenger RNA from Phacochoerus africanus (Common warthog), 681 nucleotides. RefSeq names its product protein BEX3. NCBI's taxonomy places the organism in Eukaryota, Metazoa, Chordata, Mammalia, Artiodactyla, Suidae. Gene Ontology annotation, molecular function: signaling receptor binding. Gene Ontology annotation, biological process: signal transduction. The transcript is spliced from 2 exons. Gene Ontology annotation, cellular component: cytosol; cytoplasm. Bases 97 to 435 code for a protein of 112 amino acids. The record is from RefSeq and is a predicted model, not a curated record.
AAGUGACGCGGCGGCUCACUCGUGGCAACAAUCAGCAGGAGCAGGAGACCGCAAGGAUAGGCCCAGAAAAACAACCAGGAAAAAAAAAAUCUCAUCAUGGCAAAUAUUCACCAGGAAAACGAAGAAAUGGAGCAGCCCGUGCAGAACGGAGAGGAAGACCGCCCUUUGGGAGGGGUCGAAGGCCACCAGCCAGCAGCAAAUAAUAGACGGGGACAAGCUCGCCGACUUGCCCCUAAUUUCCGAUGGGCCAUACCCAAUAGGCAGAUCAAUGAUGGGAUGGGUGGAGAUGGAGAUGAUAUGGAAAUGUUCAUGGAGGAGAUGAGAGAAAUCAGGAGAAAACUUAGGGAGCUGCAGUUGAGGAAUUGUCUGCGUAUCCUUAUGGGGGAGCUCUCUAAUCACCAUGACCAUCAUGAUGAAUUUUGCCUUAUGCCUUGACUCCGGCCAUUUUCCAUGAGGUUAAUACUGUGAUUCCCACUGUUGUUCUCUUUUUCCUUACAUUUUCCUGAUAUGCCUUUACUGAUCCAUUUGCUGUGAACCUUAUGUAAUUUCCAUGUGUCAGGUGGGUUCUGUGUUACCAGCUUCUAAUUGGAGAUUGCCUUGGCACCCAAAGUUUCUGUCAACAGUAGAGUUUCACCCAUUUGCAUGGAAAAAUGUAAAGUCAAUAAAGCAAUUAAAAAGCAA